UACAAUUUGUACGUGCUACAAAUACUAUGUUAAAAAUAUUAAUUGUGGCGCUAGUCCUUUGGGCUGGUGUCAGUUGCGAUAAUGAUGUUAACAAUGAUCAAAGUGACAGUUUUUUAUCUGGUUCUGAAGAUAUUAAAAAAAUACUUCCACACUUAACAGACUUAAGGCCAACAGAACCACCACCACCGUCUAGUAAACCGCCAGGACCACCGGAGCCUCCAAGUCCAAGUGAUAUACCAGAGUCCCCACCUAGCAAACGUCCAGGACCAACACAGCCACCACCAAGCACACGUCCAGGCCACCAGGACCCCCGCCUAGCAAACGUCCAGGACCACGGACCCACAAGCAAACGCCCGGCUCGACCUCCACCAAGCAGACGUCAAACACCAGGCCUCCACCAAGAAAGUCCGGGCCACCCGGACCUCCACCAGCAGGCGCCCUAG
Diabrotica balteata is the source of this 443-nucleotide messenger RNA. The record is from the annotation of a GenBank genome assembly. Lineage: Eukaryota; Metazoa; Arthropoda; Insecta; Coleoptera; Chrysomelidae.